Molecule: messenger RNA, 1604 nt
Organism: Drosophila subpulchrella
Lineage: Eukaryota; Metazoa; Arthropoda; Insecta; Diptera; Drosophilidae
Exons: 3
Coding region: 616-1140 (174 amino acids)
Source: RefSeq, a predicted model, not a curated record
AGCUUACUUUUUAAAGUGUUUCAAGUGUUUUACUUAAAGUUAGUGUAAAAACUUAACAUGAUAUUUCUAUACACUCAGAAAAAACCAAUCCCUCGUUCUUAGGGAAGAAGUAAGUCGAUUCAAUCUUAAAUUCUUAAAAUUAAGUAAUUACUUCCGUUCCAAAAUUCAAAUUCAAGGAUACUAGGAUUGCUUCCUCUCGAAAAAUCCAUUCAAGAACACUUUCGUCUUGAUAUCAAGAACUUUUUGACCAUUGAUCUUGAAUUUUUGUUAUCAACUUUGCAAUACUUUUUACUUACGAAACACAAAAUGGAGAUUACCUUCUUCUUGAAAAACCAAGUUAAGAGUACUUUCUUCUUGAAUUUAAGAACGUUUAUUCAGAAACUAGAAAGAAAAUACAUUUUCAAGUUGAGGAUAGGUGAUUAUACCAUUUUUACGUUAUCAAUUUGGUAGGGUAUAGUAAUAUUUUUAAGUAAGACGAUUCAGAUUCAAACAAUAUAAAAGUAAGAGUAAAUAACUCGAUUAUUAUAAUUUUCAUGGCAGAAAGCGUGGUUAAUUGGAAUUUUUUGCAAUUCAAAUGAUAACUUUGAGAGGCAACAGUCUCUUUUGUAAACCACCAUGAAGUUAAUACUAGGUUGGACCAUUUUCGCUGUUAUUUUGAUUCCUGCACUCGGCAUGAGGCGCAUGUCGUAUAACGGCAACUGUAUGGUGAAAAACAGGAUGAAGGUCUGUAAGGGACCUCUUAGAUCGUUUUAUACCUUUUCACGAACGCUCUUAGAUUGUGUACCGGUAUAUACCAAGUGUACGAAGGUAAACAGGAGAAAUGAGUACCACACGGAAAAGUCAUGCCAAGAUGACUGCUAUUACUUUAGGCAACUCCCGAAAAAACCUUGGCAACAGGGUUCGAAACUGAUUUGGUCGCAUGGACAAGCUCCUGUAAAUCCACCGGGUCCUGAAAUUACGAGAAGAACAACCACUACUACCACUACCACCACCACCACCACUACAACUGCUACAGAAUAUGCAGAUAGUACAGAUACAGAUGCAAAUAAGGAUGAGGCCUCAUCAACAACUGAAGAAUCAACAACAGAGGGAUCAGCAAAUGAAGAAUCAACCACAGAGGGAUCAGCACAUGAAGAAUAAACUUCAGGAUCAAAAGAAACCACUGCAGAAACAACAGACUAAAAAAUCAUUGUUUGAUUGAACUAUUUUAGAUCAGAAAACAAUAACUUAUAAGAAGUUAUCAAAUUAUUUUUCAAAAUUGUUGGUUUUAAAGGCAAAUUUAUAAGUUUAUGUUAGUUUACAGAGCUUAACCUUGAAUACAAGUUUGGUUUUUUUAGAAAAAAUCUUUCGCAGGAAUUCCAAGACUUGGUAUAACUUACACAUAUUAAGGGUAUAUAUUGAAGUCACUAAAGCUUAUUUCAUUUUUAAAACACCAAGUUUUAAUCGUCUUUCUUCUUAUAUAGGUAGUAAAGUUGGAGUAGUUUCCAAAUAAAUGUUGUUAAAAUCAAACACACUUGAAACGCUUUCGCUGUUUUGUAAAAUAUAUAGUGCUUUCUAUAUAAAUGCCUUUGCACCACUUUAUUUAUUAGUUUUUCACUAUUAUU